UGCGGCUGCCCCGGGGACACGCGUACCCGCGCCCACCGGCAGCCUGACAAGGAAUUUAAAACUUGUUUCAGGAAUACGGAACACUUUAUAUUCAGGAAUACAAGAAAAACAGCAAAGUGGAGUCAAGUACAUGCAGCAGCUUCAUGGGCUUGAAGGAUCAUCUGGGGCAUGACUUAGGCCACCUUUAUAUGGGGAGCACUGGCACACAAAUAAAUGCAAUUGUACCUUGGUCGAUGGCGGAGAAGCCAACGAUGGAUAAGGUUAAUUCUAGGAAAGAAGACAGAGAAAAGGAGGCAUCUGAAGAGACUUCUGGAAGCUCCAGCUGUGACUCUGAAGAAAGCACAAAUUCUGAUAAUGAUUCAGAGAGACUGAAUAAUUCUGCAUCGGAGUCACAUUUAUUGCCUAAGACUCACCGACAGCUGUGCCGAUCUCCUUGCUUAGAGCCUCAUAUAUUAAAAAGAAAUGAAAUCUUGCAAGACUUUAGGAUAGAAGAGGCUCAGUUAGUACCUAAGGAAGUCAAAAAGCCUCCUGAUGUGGUGAAAGAAUAUCAAACCAAACUGGAGUUUGCACUUAAGUUGGGUUACUCUGAAGAGCAGGUUCAACUUGUACUAAAUAAACUUGGUACUGAUGCUUUAAUAAAUGAUAUUUUGGGAGAACUUGUCAAACUUGGGAAUAAAACUGAGACUGAUCAGACUGUAACUAAUGCUAACACUAGUGUAAUGCGUGAAGCGUCUUCCAUAGAGUCUCAGAGGUCAGAGUCUCCACUGCAGGAGGAUGUGACAGAGGAUGGAGACAACCUGAGGCCAAUAGUUAUUGAUGGCAGCAAUGUUGCAAUGAGCCACGGGAACAAAGAAGUAUUUUCUUGUCGAGGAAUCAAAUUGGCAGUAGAUUGGUUUUUGGAAAGAGGCCACAAGGAUGUUACUGUGUUUGUGCCAGCGUGGAGGAAAGAACAGUCGAGACCAGAUGCUCUUAUAACAGAUCAAGAAAUCUUACGUAAAUUAGAAAAGGAGAAGAUUCUCGUGUUCACACCAUCCCGGAGGGUGCAAGGGAGAAGGGUGGUGUGCUACGAUGACCGAUUUAUAGUGAAGUUGGCCUUCGAGUCAGAUGGCAUCAUUGUCUCUAACGAUAACUACAGGGAUCUAGCUAAUGAAAAGCCAGAAUGGAAGAAGUUCAUAGAUGAACGCUUGUUGAUGUAUUCUUUUGUUAAUGACAAAUUUAUGCCUCCUGAUGAUCCUCUUGGCCGCCAUGGUCCAAGUCUGGACAAUUUUCUUAGGAAGAAACCUAUUGUGCCAGAACAUAAGAAGCAACCAUGUCCAUAUGGGAAGAAAUGUACCUAUGGACACAAAUGCAAAUAUUAUCAUCCAGAAAGAGGAAAUCAGCCUCAGCGAUCCGUAGCUGAUGAACUUCGUGCCAUGUCUAGAAGCACAGCUGCCAAAACUACAAGUGAAGGAGGACUGGUAAAAAGCAAUAGUGUUCCGUGUAGCACUAAAAGUGAAGGCACUUCAGAGCUGAAGCGUGCUGCUCCAAAGAGGCAAUCGGAUCCUAGUAUAAGGACUCAAGUCUAUCAAGACUUGGAGGAAAAGCUUCCCACCAAAAACAAAUUGGAAACCAGGUCUGUACCUUCUUUAGUUAGUAUACCAAGUUCCUCUGCUGGAAAACCCCAAAGUACUGCACCUUUAACUAACGGCCUUCCAUCCGGAGUUCACUUCCCACCUCAGGAUCAAAGACCACAGGGACAGUAUCCUACAGUGAUGAUGGCAACCAAAAAUCAUGGAACACCAAUGCCUUAUGACCAGUAUCCAAAAUGUGAGUCUCCGGUGGAUGUAGGGUAUUACUCUAUGCUGAGCGCGUAUUCAAAUCUCAGUAUAUCUGGACCGCGUAGUCCUGAAAGGCGCUUCUCCUUGGACACAGAUUAUCGGAUUAGCUCUGUAGCUUCCGACUGCAGCAGCGAGGGGAGCGUCAGCUGUGGCAGUAGCGAUUCCUACGUGGGUUACAGCGACCGCUCUUACAUGAGUUCGCCUGACCCACAGCUGGAGGAGAACUUGAAGUGCCAACACAUGCACCCCCACAGCCGCCUUAACGCUCAGCCCUUCCUACAGAGCUACCACGAGCCCCUCACUCGAGUGCAGAGCUAUAGUCACGAAGAACCAAAGCAUCACCACAAAUCUCCCAUUCCGUAUAUGGCUGUGCAUCUGCAGCAUCCAGCCGUCGGUGCUCGAUCCAGUUGUCCCAACGACUACUCCGCACCUCAGGGCUCGUCUCAUUCAAAGACGCUGCAUCUGGGGAGAGCCCUGGUGUCCACGAGAAUAGACAGCAUUUCAGACUCACGUUUGUACGAAAACUCUCCGUUAAGACACAGAAAGCCUUACUCUGGCCAGGAGGGGCUGGGAUGUUGGGAUAGGCAGAGUUACGGGAUGGAUGCCUACGGCUACCGCCAGACGUACUCCUUGCCCAGCAACCCCACGCAGCCGUGCUACGAGCAGUUCGCCUUCCAAAGCCUUCCCGAGCAGCAGGACCAGCCCUGGCGCGUACCUUACUGUGGAAUCCCGCAAGACCACCCCCCAAGGCUCCAAGACACCCGGGAGAAGGUUUACAUUAACCUCUGCAACAUCUUCCCCCCCAAUCUCGUGAGGAUGGUGAUGAAGAAGAACCCUCAUGUGACGGACGCUCAGCAGCUCGCUGCGGCCAUCUUAGUGGAGAAAUCUCAGCUAGGUUAUUGAGAGAUGACGCAUCUUUGUGGUGUCUCGUAGUUUUCAGCUCAGCUAACGCUGAGGGAGGUUUGCUACAAUAGCAUUUGGGAUCUCCUUCUCAGCAAGGAGGUUAUAUAGUAAUCCGUUUAUGUGAAAUACUGUAUCAUGGAGUCUGUAUGUAUAGCCCCAUGCAUUGGAAGUACCAGAUAAGUUUUGUGUUCUAGUUUGAAAUUUUUUAAAUGGCUAUUUUCA
Messenger RNA from Pseudopodoces humilis (Tibetan ground-tit), 2942 nucleotides. It is a transcript of the gene ZC3H12C, whose product is annotated as zinc finger CCCH-type containing 12C. NCBI's taxonomy places the organism in Eukaryota, Metazoa, Chordata, Aves, Passeriformes, Paridae. The record is from RefSeq and is a predicted model, not a curated record. Gene Ontology annotation, molecular function: metal ion binding; mRNA binding; RNA endonuclease activity. Gene Ontology annotation, cellular component: nucleus; cytoplasmic ribonucleoprotein granule.